CGGGUAUCGCACCCUGAUUUUCAUAUAUCCCCAGGACGCGAAACAGCGCAUGCAGGAAUAUCACAUGGGGUGUAGAGGAGUGGAUUAUCUGCAAUUAUUGAUAAGCUGAUAAGCACUUUGAUCCGAUGGAACUAUGCGGCGGGUCACCAUUAUGGAACGAGACGUUGCUAUGGGAGAACACGUGGCCAGAGUUCACUUCCUGUUUCCAGGACACCGUGUUGGUGUAUGUCCCCUGCGGCUGGCUGUGGGUCACCCUCCUGCCCUACCUCAUCUACCUCCUCAAGUGUGCCCCAGGGCUGCCGCUGCCGACGUCGACUCUCAGCGUCGCAAAACCCAGCCUGUGUUUGGUGCUGGUCGGGUUCGAGGCGGUGAAAGUGUUCGCGGGUUUGGAUUCUGACGUCCACAGUCCCCCCUACACCGUCAUGUUCUACGUGGGACGGUCUCUGGAGGCUGUCACAUACCUGUUGGCGGCCAUGUUGUCGCUCCUGUGCACAUCUCAUGGAGUGACAACUUCAAGCAUCCUCUUCGUGUUCUGGCUGCAGCUGAGCGUGGCCGGCAUCAUCCCGCUCUACUCCAACUUCAUACAGGAGGUGUACACCACCCAGCCGUUCCUGUUCUAUGCGUUCCUCCUGCAGUACCCCCUUGUCAUCCUCCAGCUCAUCCUGCACUGCUUCGCAGAGAAGACUCACAACUUCAACGAAUACGACUAUGAGACGCCACAGUGUCCGGAAGUGAAAGCAUCGUUUAUCUCCCGGAUCCUGUUCUGGUGGAUGACGAAACUGAUUGUACUUGGCUUCCGGAAGCCGCUAGAUGGAGGAGACCUCUGGGACUUGCACCCACGUGACCAGUGUCACCGCGUGCUGCCCCAGUUCGAGGCUGUCUGGAGAGAAGAGCAACAGAAGUCCAGUUCAUCAUCCGUGCACAAGUCAGGCUCAUUGGGUAGUUUCCCGACCAGUUCUUCCGGCUCUGAUGAGCGAUGGCCGCUACUUUCUUCCGGGCGCCUGCGCAACCACCAGGGCGUGACGGACGGUGCCCAACAGAAGUGGCCCUCGCUGUCCCGCGUCCUCUUCAGGACGUUCUAUCCCGUCCUCCUCAAGUCGUACUGCUGUAAGGCCGUGUCGGAUGUGUUGCAGUUUGUGUCUCCUCUACUGCUGAGCGCCCUGAUCUACCACAUCGAGCUGGGGGCCGCCGACUACCCCUGGAAGGGGUAUGUCCUGUCCCUGGGGCUGUUCGUGGUCGCCUUCGUCCAGUCCUGCUUCUACCACCAGCACUUCCACUACGCGAUGACCCUGGGGAUGAGGAUCAGGACAACCCUCAUGGCCACCCUGUACAAGAAGGCGUUGUUCCUGAACAGCGAGGCUCAGAAGACGUCCACGGUGGGGGAGAUCGUGAACCUGAUGGCCGUGGACUGUCAGCGGAUUCAGGACAUGAUCAGCUACACCUGGAUGGUAUGGUCCAUCCCCUUCCAGGCUUGUUUGGCUGUUUAUCUGCUGUGGUCGAAAAUGGGCGCCCCAGUUCUUGCUGGACUCUUUGUUCUGUUCCUGCUCCUGCCCAUCAACGCCUACCUCGCCUACAAGCAACAGCAACUACAACGACUCAACCUCAUCCAGAAGGACAGCAGGAUCAAACUUCUCAACGAAGUGCUCAACGGAAUUAAGGUGCUGAAGCUGUACGCCUGGGAACCCUCAUUCAGGGACAAGAUUCUCGCCAUCAGGGAGAAGGAGCUGAAGAUCCUCAUGAAGAUCGCCUACCUCAACGGCAUCAGCACCUUCGUCUGGACAUGUGCCCCGUAUUUAGUGACGCUGGCGACGUUCUCUGCAUACGUGCUGACGUCCAAUGUUCACCUGGACGCGGGAACGGCGUUCGUGACGCUCUCUCUGUUCAACAUCCUCCAGUUUCCCAUCAACUUCAUCCCCGAGAUGAUCUCCAACACGGCUCAGGCCAGGGUGUCCAUCGACCGUAUAGACAAGUUCCUCAAGAGCGGCGAGUUGGACCCCACUAUCGUCGGAAAAUAUCCAAACGGAGAGUAUGCGCUGACCAUCAACAAGGCCACUUUCAGAUGGGACAAGGAAGGCCGAAACAUAUUGACCAACAUCACCCUGUCGGUGGUGGAGGGGAAGCUCGUUGCUGUCGCCGGCCAGGUGGGAUCGGGCAAGUCCUCCCUGCUGUCGGCGUGUUUAGGCGACAUGGAGAUCGUGCAUGGCAAGGCGAACCUCAGGGGCAGGAUCGCAUACGUUCCUCAACAGCCAUGGAUCCAGAAUGCAACAGUGCGGGACAACAUCCUGUUUGGGACUCAAAUGAACCGGAAACGAUACGACAAAGUUAUUGAGGCAUGCGCACUGAAGGACGAUUUAGACAUGUUGCCUGGAGGGGAUAUGACGGAGAUAGGAGAAAAGGGCAUCAAUCUGAGCGGGGGACAGAAGCAGCGCGUGAGUCUUGCACGUGCCGUGUACAGUGACGCCGACAUCUACCUCCUUGACGACACACUGAGCGCCGUCGACUCCCACGUGGGCAAACACAUCUUCAGGAAGGUCAUCAGUGACAAAGGGUUGCUGAAGUACAAGACUCGUAUUUUCGUGACCCACGCCGUUCACUGGCUCCCCCUGGUGGACACGGUGGUGGUUCUGUCUGAGGGGCGGGUAACUGAGAGCGGCUCGUACGUCAAGCUGAUGAUGCAUGAUGGUCCGUUCGCACAGUUUCUCAAGUACCACUUCUCCACCGAGGACAACGACACCGAGACAGACGAAGACCCAGAGGUUCGUGAACUCAAGGAAAAGAUGUGGCAACACGUGGAAUCCGUGACGAGCACGUCGGACUGCGCAACUUCCGGUGACGAGUUGAAUUUGGCGAUUCGCAGGCGCAGGCGCAGUAAGCUGACGGCCUCUACCGGAAGCAGCACCUCGGACGAGAGACGCCAGUCUGAUGUUGAUGCCGGCAGACUCAUAGAUGAAGAGAAGGCAGAAACUGGCAAAGUGAAGUCAUCUGUAUUCAUCAGCUACAUCCGGGCGGUGGGCGUGUCGGCCACGUGUGUUAUAUUCCUACUGUUUGCCUGCUACCAGGCGGCGAGUGUAGCGGCCAACAUCUGGCUAGCCAGGUGGACGGGGGACGAACCCUCCCCCAACUCUACCACAGACCCCACCCUGCCCGUAGACCGGUACUACCUGACCAUCUACGGCGUGCUUGGAUGCGCUCAAGGGUUUUUCGUCCUCAUCUACGCUUUCCUGGCGUCUACGAGAAUGGUUCGCGCCGCCCGGACCCUCCACCACGACAUGCUGACCCGGACCAUCCGCUCGCCCAUGUCCUUCUUUGACACGACACCUAUCGGCAGAAUUGUGAACCGUUUUGCACGUGACGUGGAGACCAUUGACAACAAAAUGCCGCGUAUCAUGUUCAUGUACGUGACCACCAUCUUCUCCGUGUUCAGCACGCUGCUCGUCAUCAGCAUCAACACCCCGCUCUUCCUCGCAGUGGUUAUCCCCCUUGUCACAUUCUACUUCAUGGUUCAGCGUUUCUUCGUCCCUUCCUCGCGCCAGCUAAAGCGGCUCCAGGCCACGUCCAGAUCUCCCAUCUUCUCCCACUUCAGCGAGUCCAUCAGCGGAGCCAGCUCCAUCCGGGCCUACGGAGCCACGGACCGCUUCAUCGAGGAGUCCAUACGACGCAUGGACAAGAACCAGAUCUUCUACUUUGCUGCCGUCACGGCCAAUAGAUGGCUGGGUAUCUGGAUCGAGUUCGUGAGCAGCUGUGUGGUGUUCGCCGCCUCCGUCUUCUCGCUCCUCACCCCCGGGAUCAGCGGCGGGGCGGUGGGGCUCUCCAUCACCUAUGCCUUACAGAUCACACAGUCUCUCAAGUGGCUGGUCCGCACCCUAAGUGACCUUGAGACCAACAUCGUGUCAGUGGAAAGGGUGAAGGAAUACUCCGACCUUGACACAGAGGCAGAUUGGGUCAACUCCGACUACCGGCCUGGUCACGACUGGCCUCAGACAGGAAGUGUAGAGUUCAAGUUGUACACCACGCGAUACAGACCCGGCCUUGACCUGGUUCUGAAGGGUGUCACGUGUCGCAUCAAGGGCGGGGAGAAGGUGGGUAUUGUCGGACGGACGGGGGCCGGGAAGUCCUCCCUCAGCGUGGCCCUAUUCCGCCUGGUGGAAGCGGUGGGCGGCAGCAUUGAGAUAGAUGGUCACGCGAUAGAACGUCUUGGACUUCAUGAUCUUCGGUCAAGAAUUACAAUUCUGCCGCAGGAUCCAGUAUUGUUUUCCGGUUCACUCCGGAUGAAUCUGGACCCGUUCGAGCGGUAUAGCGAGGACGCCGUGUGGCUGGCGCUACAGCAAGCCCAUCUGAAGCAGUUCGUGGCGAGUCUGUCAGAGGGACUGGAUUACCAGUGCGGGGAGGGAGGGGUCAAUCUCAGCGUCGGUCAGCGGCAGUUGGUGUGUCUGGCCCGAGCGCUGUUGCGGAAGUCCAAGUUGCUGGUGUUGGAUGAAGCUACGGCCGCCGUUGACCUCGAGACGGACACUCUGAUCCAGGAGACAAUACGCGCAGAGUUCACCAACUGUACCAUAUUGUCCAUAGCACACCGACUACACACCAUCAUGGACUAUGACAGGAUACUUGUGAUGGGCGCUGGGGCUGUUCUGGAAUUCGACCAUCCUCACGUCCUGCUGAUGAACAAGAGCAGUCACUUUUACUCACUGGCCAGAGAUGCGGGGCUGGUUUAGAACACGGCACUACAUGCGGGGACAGUUGAGGACACAGCUCGAGAUUCGGGGAUACUUAAGGACACAGCUCGAUAUUCGGGGACAGCUGAGGACACAGCUCGAGAUUCGGGGACAGUUGAGGAGACAGCUCGAGAUUCGAGGAUACUUAGGGACACAGCUCGAGAUUCGGGGAUACUUAAGAACACAGCUCGAGCUUCGGGGACAGUUGAGGACACAGCUCGAGAUUCGGGGAUACUUAAGGACACAGCCAGGGCACCGCGGCGAUUGUAGGGGGCACAGUCUCUUCAGCUCUGUGGUCAUAGAUGCGGAAACUACAGCCAGAGAUGCGGGGCAACCAUCCGAGAUGCAGACGUGAUGACAGUACCAUCCAUGAGUUUAUCUUCAUCGCUUUAACUGCCAUUAUUCAUUAUCGACUCUGCAUUUUGUGAGUUGCUGCUUCCAAGGGUGAUCUUUUAUAGGAAUGGUCACUCCUUCGGCAUUUCAUAACAAUUCGGGGCGGUCGGGUAGCCCAGUGGUUAAAGCGUUCGCUCGUCACGCCGAAACCCGGGUUCGAUUCCCGACAUGGGUACAAUGUGUGAAGCCCAUUUCUGGUGUCCCCCGCCGUGAUAUUGCUGGACUAUUGCUAAAAGCGGCGUAAAACCAUACUCACUCACUCAUAACAGAUCAUCUCCGUAGAGCCCAUGUUUGUUGCGGGAGCUGACUACAAUUGGAAUCGGAUGGGUACAAUAAGCUAUUGAAUAGAGAUCAAGGUGUGUAUCAGUGUUCGAGCCUUCAAACACUGACGUCCAUGGUCCAGGCUAGAUUGUUGACAAGCUUUCCUAGUGUAUGUGCUAAUCAGGACUUUAAGAUCACCUGAUGGGAAACAACUGCUCGUAGGUUGUUGCCUGUUUGUCUGGAGGUGUCCAUUGGAUGCAGCCAUAUUGAAAAACCUGUUAGUGGCAAUUUUAUGUUCAAUAAGACAUGAAUUAGAAGUCAGACAUGUUCCUUUUUGGGGAUAUUUUAAGGUCAGACCUCGAAUCAAUCUCUCCCUAAAGGCCAUGAUCUUAAGUCCCUCAAAAUGCAUUCUUGGAUCUGUAAACCUAACUUAUUUACAGAAGCUCGAAUCAUGUUUCUAAUAUGGCCACCAUGGCAGCCAUAUUGGAAAACCUGAAUUUGUCAUUACUCAUCCAGUUUUUUCGCAUUUGGUAUAUAUACUCACCACCAAAAGAAACGUGAACCACGUAGAGGAGUAUGUACUUUAAGAAGAGAUGUUUCCAACGUAUACCAAUUUAUGACAACACUAACAAUCAGUCAAAUGUUACCACAGUGUGUCUUUAUUCUUAUCGCGAUAUGCUGCACGUGAUGUCAAAACUUUACAGCUCAUCCUGCCCGAGACAAAUCGUCAUGGAUCUAUGACGUCACAUGUGAUGCGUUCAUGAGCGUCGGUUCACACAACAAACCAGUCUGUUCAUUUGUGCAUCGAACCAAACUAAUAUCUCUUGAAUAUGAGUAAUUCUUCAUGUAUUAACCAAAAUGUAUCGUAUUCGUGUUUCUUUUGGCAGUGAAUAUAUAUAUAUAGAAACCUAUGAUUGUGGAUUCAAAUCUCGGUUCGCCCCGAUUAU
Messenger RNA from Haliotis rufescens (red abalone), 6313 nucleotides. RefSeq names its product multidrug resistance-associated protein 1-like. The transcript has 32 exons. The coding region runs from base 126 to 4712 and encodes 1528 amino acids. Gene Ontology annotation, biological process: transmembrane transport. Gene Ontology annotation, cellular component: membrane. Gene Ontology annotation, molecular function: ATP binding; ATP hydrolysis activity; ABC-type transporter activity. The record is from RefSeq and is a predicted model, not a curated record. NCBI's taxonomy places the organism in Eukaryota, Metazoa, Mollusca, Gastropoda, Lepetellida, Haliotidae.